ACCUAUUAUUUGUCAAGACUAAUGGAUCUUGGGCAACAAAACGAUAUUUUAUCAACAAGCUCAAACAAGCCUUACCAUCAGAGGACGUUGCUGGCCACAGUUUUAGGGCUGGGGGGGACAACAGAACUGGUUAUACGGGGGUCCAACUUAUACUAGUCCAAAAGAUAGGUAGAUGGAGCUUAGACACAUUCUACAGAUAUAUCCAGGCUCACCAAGCCACAAUAGCAGCAAUACUGAUAAAAGUAUACAGUAAUUGA
Molecule: messenger RNA, 257 nt
Organism: Racocetra persica
Lineage: Eukaryota; Fungi; Glomeromycota; Glomeromycetes; Diversisporales; Gigasporaceae
Source: the annotation of a GenBank genome assembly